AUGUUUCACUCCCUCCCUUCAUGCAUGGAGGACCUUUUCCAGGCCUGGGGUCGUGCUGGCCGUGAUGGCCUUCCUGCCAAAUGCUAUUUGUAUUUUUCAUUUGGAGACAGAGUUUUCCACGUAAGAAACAUUUUUGAUCAGCACAAUUUUGAUUCACAAAGGCAAACUUCCUCUCUUUUACGGUUUCAAAGGGUCUUAGAUUUUGUGAUGUCUAAGGAAUGUAGACGGAAAAAAUUAAUAACAUAUUUCAACCCAGAAGAAGCUGGUUUGGCUCUAUGUGAUGAUUGUGAUAUUUGCAAAGAUUCUGUGGCAAAUACACCUCUUACUAACGACUACACACCACAAAUCACCAGAAUAAUUGAGUUUCUUCAGGUUGUGGAAAGGCCCAUCACUAUUAAGUACCUGGCUCAAGUUGCAUCUGGAAAAAUGAAUAAGAAAAUUAGAGAAAAUAGAGAUGAACACUCUUCAAUUUUUGCAAUUUUCAAGUGUACUGUUAAUGCAUGUGAACUUUUCUUGCGACACACUGUAACAAAGGACAUACUAAGAGAGGUGCCACCUGCACAUGGAGUGAACAAUUGUUCCUACUUGCAGCUGAAACUUGGAAGCCAGUACUUACAGUAUGUUAGUGGACAGACCAAGUUAAUGUACCGUUCCUUGUAA
This is a messenger RNA of Porites evermanni, 660 nucleotides long. NCBI's taxonomy places the organism in Eukaryota, Metazoa, Cnidaria, Anthozoa, Scleractinia, Poritidae. The record is from the annotation of a GenBank genome assembly.